Messenger RNA from Cheilinus undulatus (humphead wrasse), 2738 nucleotides. RefSeq names its product kinesin-associated protein 3-like. Gene Ontology annotation, molecular function: kinesin binding. The coding region runs from base 107 to 2437 and encodes 776 amino acids. Gene Ontology annotation, cellular component: ciliary transition zone; kinesin II complex; axoneme. Gene Ontology annotation, biological process: cilium organization; microtubule-based movement. NCBI's taxonomy places the organism in Eukaryota, Metazoa, Chordata, Actinopteri, Labriformes, Labridae. The record is from RefSeq and is a predicted model, not a curated record. The transcript has 20 exons.
GAAGAAGACUGAGGAUGCUGAUGAGUGAAUGGCAGUGAUUCUGAAGCAUUAAUGUGAUUAAAGCGGUUUAAGUAGGCCAGACUCUGAAACAUCACAUUACAGGACGAUGCAGGAUGACGCGCGCUACCUGAAACGUAAGGUGACUGUGGGCAGUUUGGAUGUUCAUCCCACAGAGAAGGCUCUGGUGGUCCACUAUGAGGUGGAAGCUUCUAUACUGGGAGAGACUGGAGGUCACAUGCUGGGCGAACGAAAGGAAGGACAAAAAAUUGUCCGUGUGAAAAGCCUUUCUCCUGGAACAGAUGUGGGAGCUUUGGCAAAGAAAGUGGUGGAGGAGUGUAAACUCAUCCCUCCGUCCCGUUUGCCCCAGGUGGAGCAGCUCCUGUACUACUUACAGAACAGGAAGUCAUCCCCAGUGGAGGGCAAAGUGGAGAAGAAAGAGAAAAAAGCCGUCAGACCCAGAGAGCUCACACCGUUUGAAGGAGUGGAGUUAAAUGAAGAGGCCAGUAUAACCAGAGUAGAUGAGUAUGUUGAACUUCUCUAUGAGGGCAUCCCAGAGAAGAUCCGAGGCUCUGCUCUCAUUCUGCAGCUCGCUCGCAACCCUGACAACCUGGAGGAGCUCCUACACAACGAGGCCGCUCUGGGUGCUCUGGCCAGAGUUUUGAGGGAGGACUGGAAACAGAGCGUGGAGCUGGCUACCAUCAUCAUUUACGUCUUCUUCUGCUUCUCCAGUUUCUCCCAGUUUCAUGGUGUGGUGAGUCAUUAUAAAAUUGGAGCUUUAUGUAUGAGUGUGGUGGAGCACGAGCUGAAGAGACAUGAUGUUUGGCGUGAGGAAUUACGCAAGAAAAACCAGGCUUGUGAAUCUGCACCAGAGAACGGUUCUUUAAAAAGAGACCAGGACAAAGCCAUGAGGAAGUACCAAGGCCUCCUCGCUAAACAGGAGCAGCUGCUCAGAGUGUCUCUUUACCUCCUGUUGAACCUUGCCGAGGACACACGAACAGAGCUGAAGAUGAGGAACAAAAACAUUGUUGGUCUGCUGGUUAAAGUUCUUGAGCGAGAGGAUGAGGAGCUGCUGGUCCUGGUGGUUUCAUUCCUAAAGAAACUGUCCAUCUUUCUGGAGAACAAGAAUGACAUGGCUGAGGUUAAUAUUAUUGAGCGAUUAGCUCAUCUGGUUUCCUGUGACCAUGAAGAUUUGUCAAACCUGACACUGCGUCUGCUGCUAAACCUCUCAUUUGAUUCUGGACUUCGAGCAAAGAUGGUGGAAGUUGGACUUUUACCAAAACUGACUGCCUUGUUAGGUGAUGAGAACAACCAUCAGGUAGCCCUGAGAAUCCUCUACCAUAUCAGCAUUGAUGACCGCUUUAAGGGCAUGUUUGUUUACACAGACUGCAUUCAUCAGCUCAUGCAGCUGCUGUAUGAGCAUACUGAGGAGGAAAUUGAAACUGAGCUCAUCUCCAUCUGCAUCAACCUGGCUGCAAACAAGAGGAAUGCACAGCUCAUGUGUGAAGGAAAUGGGCUGAAGAUGCUGAUGAAGAAAGCUCUGAAAAUGAAAGACUGCCUUCUGAUGAAGAUGAUCAGAAACAUCUCACAGCACGAUGGACCGACCAAGCCAUUGUUUAUAGACUAUGUUGGUGACCUGGCAGCAGAAAUACGUGCAGAGGAAGAGGAGGAGUGGGUCCUGGAGUGCCUGGGUACUCUGGCCAAUCUUACCAUCCCUGACCUGGACUGGGAGUUGGUGGUCAAAGAGUAUAAUCUGGUACCUUUCCUCAAAGACAGACUGAAACCAGGCUCAGCUGAGGACGACCUCAUCCUGGAGGUCGUGAUAAUGAUUGGAACCGUUUCCAUGGACGAUGCCUGUGCUGCUAUGUUGGCCAAAUCUGGCAUCAUUCCUGCACUUAUUGAGCUUCUUAAUGCCCAACAGGAGGAUGAUGAGUUUGUGUGUCAGAUCGUCUACGUCUUCUAUCAGAUGGUGUUUCACCAAGCCACUCGAGAUGUCAUCAUCAAAGACACACAGGCUCCUGCCUACCUGAUUGAUCUCAUGCAUGACAAGAAUGCUGAGAUCAGGAAAGUGUGUGACAACACCCUGGAUAUCAUUGCAGAGUAUGAUGAGGAGUGGGGAAGGAAGAUUCAGUCAGAGAAGUUUCGUUUCCAUAACAACCAGUGGCUGGAGAUGGUUGAAAGUCGGCAAGCUGAUGAAUCUGAACCGUAUUUCUAUGAUAACGACGACAGGACUGACCUGUUUUAUAGUGCAGAUGGAAUAACUCCAGGGGACGGUUCAGUCAGCCCAGACUUCUUCAGUGACCUGCAGCCACAAAACGGAGACUCUCAGCAUGUAAUAGACGGCAGUGACGCCUUUGACCAGACCAGUUCCUCACCUGGAAGACCAGCUACGGCCUACGGAUUCAGACCUGAUGAGCUACCCUUCCAUCAGUACUCCUAAAGUUUAACAUCUGCUGGCGUCUAAGGCCACUCUCUGCAUGCCCCCACCCAUGUUAGUGCUAGAACUCCUUAUGAUAGAUCCCACUAGUGUAGGACCCACCUGGCCAACGCGGACAGUCACCCUGCUGCUGGUCCACGCAGUAAUCAUCCAUUCAUCAUCAGAAGCAGGGAUGUAGGAGGAUAUUAGUGCAUGUAAGCCAGUGGUUCUCAACCUUGGGGUUGGGACCCCCUUUGGGGUCACGAAACACUGAGAGGGUCUCCAGAUGCCCUAAAAAAACUAAAUAUUCUUAGAAUUAAACUGU